CGAUAGGCCAUUGUGCAGCUCUAGUGCGACGUAAAUGAACUACUACUACUACUACAAGUCAUACUUAACGUUACAAAUAAACGUAAACAAGCAAAAAAGUAGUUCCCAAUAAAACACAACACUUUCUGGCAUGCGUUCUUCAUAGUGCAAUGUUUUAUUACUUGAUUAAAUAAAUGUAAGUAUGGAGCCUUAGAACACCGCUAGUGCUAAGAAACUUCUGCAAACAAAAUACGCUUAUUGAAAUUUGAGAUAGCUGAGAAAUGAAACUGUAUGUACAGAACUUUAUUUACCGGUUCACAAUGCAUAUAAUAUAGCACCAAAUGAUAUGUUAUGUUAACUAUAAAUUAAUCUGAGAAUUGGCGGUUUUCAAUGUUUAAUAACAUUUUUCGUUUUUGCUAAAUGGUACAGAAAAAAAAACAGGAUUUGAUGGGAAAGUACUCUAUUGAGAAUCUAUUGAAGUUUUCAGAUCGUGGAGCUUCUAGUUUAGCCACAUCAUUGUUAGAUGAAAUAGUCAGCAGAGAUGAAGUGGAUGAAAUCAAACCAUUAUAUAAAUGGGCAAAUUAUAAAAAAGGAGGACAACUUAUUGAACGAUAUUUGUUGGAAGGUGUUAAAGAAUUAGAAAGUAUCGUUCUUAAUGAACUCAAAAAAUUCAUGUAUUGCGAAGGGGAAGGAAAAGACAAGCUGGAUGGUAAAAUAUGCUGGAAGCUUGAUGAACGAGGCUUGUUGGGAGAAUCAUUGCUUCAUGUUUUAGUUAUAUGCAAUACGGAUGUUCAUACAGAUAUUGCAUUGUACUUACUUGAUCAUUAUCCAGUAUUGUCACAAGAUAUUGUUGAAGGAGAAGAAUAUUAUGGAGCAACUGCAGUUCAUUUUGCAAUAGCGUAUGAAAACUCCAAGUUAAUGAAAAGAUUGGUUGAGAUUGGUGGAAAUAUUCACGAGAGAGCCAGAGGAAAAUUUUUUUUGCCAAUAGAUCAACAAUGGCCUAUACCUAGAGCUAAAACUAAUUUUGAAGGUUUAAGUUAUUUUGGAGAAUAUCCACUUGCUUGGGCAGCUUGCUGUGAUGAUGAAUCCAGCUAUAACUUACUAGUGAAGCAUGGAGCUGAUCCAAACUUACAGGACACAUAUGGCAAUAACAUAUUGCAUGUUCUAGUAAUUCGUGAUAAACUAAAAAUGUACGGAUAUGCUCUUCGCCACCCAAUUAAACCAGCUUCAGAUCGUUUAUGCAACAAUUUCGGUUUGACACCUUUAACUUUGGCUUGUAAGCUAGGGCGGAACACCAUUUUUCGUGAAAUGUUAGAAUUUAGCUCCUUGAAGGAAAAUGUUCCAAUUCUCGAAGCUUGCCAGACGUUAAUGAGGGAAAAAAAAAGAUAUAUAAAUUCUGCAUUAAUGAUUAUUCUGAAAGGAAAUUCAACGGAACAUUUAGAUAUGUUAGAAGGUGGCGUAAUUCAGAGGUUGCUAGAAGAAAAAUGGAAGACGUUUGCACAACAUUAUUUUUACAUGCGUUUAUUGCUGAUGUUACUACAUUUACUGAAUCUCAGCAUAGCAGUAUUUCUAAGACCUUUAGUAAAAGAACCUUUACUGGGUAACACUGAUGCCACAUCAAUAGUUCGUUAUUGUGCUGAAAUUGCUACAUGUUUAGGCUGUGUAGGUUUUGGAUUUUUUCAACAAAUCCAAGAAAUUUUAGCUCAAGGUCUCUCUGGCUUUUUAUACAGUUUAACUACAAGUCCAACUAAGACUAUGUUUAUUUUAUCUUGCAUUUUCAUUCUAUCUUGUAUUCCUUGCCGAGUUCUUGAAGAUAGAGAGACAGAAGAUAUACUUUUAGUCAUGGCUAUUCCUGGAUCUUGGUUUUAUCUCAUUUUUUUUGCAGGGGCAGUUAGAUUAACUGGACCAUUUGUGACUAUGAUUUAUAGCAUGCUUGUGGGGGACAUGUUUCGAUUCAGCAUUAUAUAUACAAUUUUCCUCUUGGCUUUCACACAAGCUUUUUAUUUUUUAUUUAAGACUGAUAGACUUGAUAAUAAAAAGAGAUUUUCUAGUUAUCCUGUCACAUGGAUGGGGCUUCUUCAUAUGACCUUGGGAUCUUAUGAGUAUGAAGAAUUUCGAGAAACCUAUUAUAAGAUGUUAACACAAUUAGUUUUUGCACUCUUUAUGGUUUUCAUGCCAAUUUUAUUAUUGAACAUGCUGAUUGCUAUGAUGGGGAACACAUACUGUGAAGUUAUUACCCAAUCAGAAAAAGAAUGGAUGAAACAGUGGGCUAAUACGAUUGUGGCAUUAGAAAGAGCCAUAGACAGCAAGAAAGCCCAAGAAUUCAUUCAAACUUAUUCAAUCAAAAUGCCUUCAACUGAUACGGAAGUACGAGGAGUUAUUGUCAUCAAAGCAAAACCAAAAUCAAAAGCAAAAGAGAAAAAGCAAGCACUUUCACUCUGGAAGCGAGUUUGUAAGAGAACAGUUCAAGAAAUUAGAAAACUACGUACUGCUGCUGAUGUUCGUAGACGAUAUAACUUAUUUCGAUCUAAGCAACCAACAGCUCGUUUACGAAUGGGGAAAGUUAUACUGGAAUGGAAUGCUCAGCCAAUUAGCCAAAAAAUUAACAAUAAAGAAAGUGGGAUUAAUGAUUUACUUUCUCAAGUCAAAUAUGCUUCUGGUCUUGAUACAGGAACUGUUGAUUCAAGAAAUUUGGCUAAACCAAUAGAAAACACACCAGCUAUAGGUCACUUAAAUGAUCAUAAUUUAAAUAAACCCUUUUUGAGAAACCCUACUGCUCUGCGUUUGGAAAGCUUACCUGUAAACAACUUUAUUGCAAAUGAAAGUAAAUCGCUAGUGAGCUUGCCUCUAAAUCAGUCAAAUGAAUCCUUGCAUUCAAAUCAAUUCCUCAUAAAUGAAGGUAAAUCAGUAAGUGUACAGACAAAGAACACAAAAGUGACAAAGGCGCGCAUUUCAAGAAAAAUUACUAUCUUUCAAAAAAGUGAAUAUGCUGAGAGUACAUCUGAAAAUGAUGCGAAGAAAAAACACAUUUUGAAUUUUAAAUCCAAACAUAAAAAAAGAAGAAAGAAGAAAACAGUCUAUUGAAUUCUUGCAUUCAAAUCAAUUCAUCAAUCAUCAUAAAUAAGGAUUACUCAGUAAGUGUCAAGAACACAAAAGGCUUGCUUUUCAUGGAAAAUUGCUAUUUUACAAAAAAAGUGAAUAUGAUGCAAUCCGAAAAUAAUGAAAAGAAAUGAACAAACAUUAAAUCCAAAGAUAAGAGAAACAAAUGUUUUUUUCUGGAAUUGAUAUAGAAAAGGAUUACUCUAAGUAUCCAUUCACAUGGUGAGAUGGCAGAUGAUUUUUCAGGAACUAAUUUUGUUAAUUUAGAACUGUUGUUUAGGGAAAAAUUUACAUUUCCUUCAUUCAGAUAUUUUACUUAUUCAUUUUAUCGCUCAUUUAAUUAUUAUUUGAUACACUUAAUGAUAUCUUAAGCACAAAAAUAUAAGAAAAACAAUAUGGUUGCACUUUAUCGAAUUUAAAACUUUCCACAUUGAAAUGUAACAAUGUAAACAACAAUGUAAGUUGGACUUCCAUUGGGAUUUAAAAUAUUAAAAUACUCAAAGAUGAAAAAACUACAAAAAUAUUUGUCAUAUAUUCAAUUCGUAAGCUGAUACCAGAGCAGGACUACUGACAUUUAUUGGUACACUCAUAUAACUGGCACCCUCAGUUUUUACUACUAAAAUAUUAAAUUCUGCGUUAAUUAAAAAGUUUUAAUUUGCAAUUAAAAUAUGAGUAGUAGUAUUACUUUAUUUACGUCACACUAAAGCUGCACAAUGGGCUACGAUCUGGGAAGCAUACCUGUAGAUGAUCCGAAGACACGCCAUUACCAUUUAGAUCCUUUACUAAGGGGAUGGCUCCUCCACUUUACAGUAGAACAGUUUAAAAAGGACCGAUGCUGAGCACCCUCAGUCCCUUCGCAGACAAAUCAAAGUGAACACCUACUCAUUCACUGACCGUUAUCAGUGAUACUUGUCCUUGGUGAUCUAUUGGGAACCACAUCUUAUGAUCACUGUGAGAUGGCAUCAUCAAGACCUUAUUCUAAAAGUUUUCAGCUUUUCAUAAAUUAUUGACAUCUCAAUAACUUUUUAUCCUAAAUUUUCUGGGCUAAUACUGGAUUUUGGAAAAAAUAUUUUUUUCUCCACUUAACAACUAAGUUAUAAUUUUUCAAAAAUAUUUUA
This is a messenger RNA of Parasteatoda tepidariorum (common house spider), 4196 nucleotides long. The record is from RefSeq and is a predicted model, not a curated record. Lineage: Eukaryota; Metazoa; Arthropoda; Arachnida; Araneae; Theridiidae.